Messenger RNA from Apodemus sylvaticus (European woodmouse), 624 nucleotides. It is a transcript of the gene Cimap3, whose product is annotated as primary cilia formation. Gene Ontology annotation, molecular function: cytoskeletal protein binding. Gene Ontology annotation, cellular component: ciliary basal body. The coding region runs from base 1 to 624 and encodes 207 amino acids. The record is from RefSeq and is a predicted model, not a curated record. Lineage: Eukaryota; Metazoa; Chordata; Mammalia; Rodentia; Muridae. Gene Ontology annotation, biological process: regulation of cell projection organization. The transcript has 6 exons.
AUGAACACAGAGGAAGUACCGCUUGCUCCCCCGCUCCGUGGAGUUACACCUGCUUUACAAUGGAAGGUGAAUAAUUACUCCUUUGGAACACGUCAAGCGAGGAAACUCUUUCCUCACUACUAUCCCCCAACCUGGCUGGGGAACGCGUAUCUCCCUCUUAGGGGAUUGCCCCACACAGGCCCUGGAUGUUAUGCAGCAGCAACAGAUUGGAAUGGUUUGGCAUAUAACCUAUCGAAAGUCCCAACCAGUACGAAAGGCUAUGCUAUUGGAGCCAGGACAGCUGUGAGGUUUAAGCCAAUCAGCAAGGAUGUGACGCCAUACCCGGGAAUGUAUCAGAAAGUUGAUACUUUGAGUGAAAAACACAAAAAGAGCUUUGCUCCAUUUAAUGUAUUGAUGCCUCGAUUUAAGAGUGAAGUAAAGGGCGAUUCUUACCCUGGCCCAGGCACAUACAAUCCAGAGACUAAGUCAGUCCCAAAAGUUACUUGGCCAAUGAAAUUUGGAUCUCCAGACUGGUCUCAAGUCCCAUGUCUAGAGAAAAGGACUCUAAAAGCUGAGCUGUCUACAGACAAGGACUUUAGAAAGCAUCGUAACCGUGUGGCCUACUUUAGCCUGUAUUACAAAUGA